UCAGCUUAUCACUACCUUAAUUUAGCCAAGCCGAGAAGCAUAUACGGAAAUCUCAAAAAAAAAAAGUGGAGACGUACGGCAAAAAAGACAAGAAAGGGAGAGCGCCCGACAUGGCUUCCGGAGCGUCCUUCGCCGGCGUCCGCGCCGUGCUCUCCGUCUUCCUCGUCGCGGCGGCGUCCGCAGGCCCCGCUCCGGCGCCCGCGGCCGCGCCGUCGAGCAAGUACUCCGUCGAGGAGGCGUGCGGGCAGGCCGCCGCGGGGCACCGCGACCUGUGCGUGGCGACGCUGUCCGCGGACCCGGCGUCCAAGACGGCCAGCACGGCGGGGCUGGCCCGGGCGGCCAUCCAGGCGGCGCAGCGGAACGCGUCGGAGACGGCCACCUACCUCUCCAGCAUCUACGACGACGACAGCCUCGAGAACAAGACGGCGCGGCUGCAGCAGUGCCUCGAGGACUGCGGCGAGAGGUACGAGUCGGCGGUGGAGCAGCUGUCGGACGCGACGUCGGCGGUGGAGUCCGGGGCGUUCAGCGAGUCGGAGGCGCUGGUGGCGGCGAGCCAGGCGGAGGUGAAGCUGUGCCAGAGGGGGUGCCAGGCCGUGCCGGACCACCGCAACAUCCUCACGGCGCGCAACCGGGAGGUCGACCAGCUCUGCAGCAUCGCGCUCGCCAUCACCAAGCUCAUCCGCGGGCCACCAUCGUGAUAUACAUCAACGUUUGGUGAUCGAUCUACUCAGCUCAGCUCCUCGAUCGUGAAUUGUCAUUAGAUUACGUGGAACUUGUGGAUUGGAAUCUUCUGUCAGGUGAAUUC
Molecule: messenger RNA, 805 nt
Organism: Panicum virgatum (switchgrass)
Lineage: Eukaryota; Viridiplantae; Streptophyta; Magnoliopsida; Poales; Poaceae
Product: putative invertase inhibitor
Exons: 2
Coding region: 111-698 (195 amino acids)
Molecular function (GO): enzyme inhibitor activity
Source: RefSeq, a predicted model, not a curated record